UGAAAGAAAACAGGACCAGCUGCAGCCCAUAGCCCUGGAUGUUCACCUCCUUCCUUGAACCUAAAGUCAUCAUGGAGAAAUCCCUGACAGAAUUAAAUAAAGCUGGCUCUCGCUCAACAUCAUCGCUGCCACCUGAACCAGUGGACAUCGUUCGCAGCAAGUCAUGUUUCCGUAGAGUCAGGCUCAAUGUUGGGGGUCUCCCACAUGAAGUCUUGUGGCGAACGUUAGAUAGGCUACCACGAACACGCUUGGGAAAGUUAAGAGAUUGCAACACCCAUGAAUCUCUGAUGGAAGUGUGCGAUGACUACAACCUUGAGGAGAACGAGUACUUUUUUGAUCGACAUCCAGGGGCGUUCACGUCGAUUCUGAACUUCUACCGCACGGGUAAGCUGCACAUGAUGGAAGAAAUGUGUGCCCUGUCGUUUAGUCAAGAACUCGACUACUGGGGCAUCGAUGAGAUCUAUCUGGAGUCAUGUUGCCAGGCAAGGUACCACCAGAAAAAGGAGCAAAUGAAUGAGGAGCUCAAAAGGGAGGCUGACAAUUUGAAAGACAGAGAGGGGGAUGAAUUUGACAACACUUGCUGUACUGAAAAACGAAAGAAGCUGUGGGACCUCCUGGAAAAGCCCAGCUCAUCUGUUGCAGCAAAGAUCCUGGCCAUCAUCUCUAUCCUCUUCAUCGUGUUAUCCACUAUUGCCUUGUCUCUGAACACCCUCCCAGAGCUGCAGGACACAGAUGAGUUUGGUCAGUCUUCAGACAACCCACAACUGGCCCAUGUGGAAGCUGUAUGUAUUGCCUGGUUUACUAUGGAGUACCUGCUGCGCUUCCUCUCCUCUCCCAACAAAUGGAAAUUCUUCAAGGGUCCACUGAAUGUCAUUGACCUAUUGGCCAUCCUGCCCUACUAUGUCACCAUCUUCCUGACAGAAUCCAACAAGAGUGUGCUGCAAUUCCAGAAUGUCCGUCGAGUGGUUCAGAUUUUUCGGAUUAUGCGAAUUCUGCGUAUUCUAAAGCUGGCUCGUCACUCUACAGGUCUUCAGUCUCUAGGCUUCACUCUUAGGAGGAGUUACAAUGAACUGGGCCUGCUUAUCCUUUUUCUGGCCAUGGGUAUCAUGAUCUUCUCCAGCUUGGUGUUCUUUGCUGAGAAGGAUGAAGAGGACACCAAGUUUAAAAGCAUUCCAGCUUCCUUCUGGUGGGCUACUAUUACUAUGACCACAGUAGGCUAUGGAGAUAUUUACCCAAAAACUCUAUUGGGAAAGAUAGUGGGGGGUUUAUGUUGCAUAGCUGGAGUACUGGUGAUUGCCCUACCUAUUCCCAUUAUUGUAAAUAACUUCUCUGAAUUCUACAAGGAGCAGAAGAGGCAGGAAAAAGCACUUAAACGAAGGGAGGCCCUGGAAAGAGCAAAGAGAAAUGGUAGUAUUGUCUCCAUGAACUUGAAAGAGGCAUUUGCUCGUAGUGCAGAACUAAUGGAUGUAGUGGUAGAGAAGAGCGAGAGGCCUCAUGACAACCACCUCUCUCCAAGCCGCUGGAAAUGGACCCCAAAGAGGGCUGCAUCAGAGACAAGCUCAAACCGUUCCUUCAACACCCGGGAGUUAGGCUCUCCCAACAAGGCCCGAGCCACCAGUCCCCAGAGGCUAAACGUUCAAAAGCUAGAGGAGAUGUACAACCAGAUGGCUAAGACACAAUCCCAGCCAAACCUCAAUGCUAAAGACAGGGGCUCCAGAGUUGGCAAACAGAGGGAUGAGAUAGAGCUGGGGGCCAUUCCAGAUCAUGGGCAACCUGUACUAGGAACCAGAGAAGGAGUGGGGGACAUGAAAAGCUUGUCCAGCAUUGACAGUUACAUUAGUUGUGCUACAGAUUUCCAGGAGAAUCCACGUUUCCCCCAUAGUCCAGCGAUAGACCUGGGUCUUCAGGAAAGCAACCGGUUCUCCCACAGUCCAGCAACAGCUUUGUCCAAGCACGGCAAUGCAAAAACAAGCCAGCAAACAACUGGAGAGCAUGAGCCCAUGUUGACUCCAGUGUCUGUCACAAAGCCCUCAUACUCAGAGAAUGCUCGGAAAUUCUUCUUUUCUGGCAACUCCUCAAAAAGUCUUAUCCCCAAAGGAGGCUACCGCAGCGAGAGGGAGUCAGGCCCGUCCCCUCUCUCAGACAGCUCAGUCCUGUCGGAUCACUCUCUGUUAAGCCCUGAAGCUUCUGUCUACACCACUGCCAGCAGCAGAACCCCACCAAAGUCCCCAGAAAGCACUGCCCUGGCCCCAACAGUCUUCACCUUCCACGACUCCUCCAUCAGCAAAUACAUCGACGCCGAUACAGAUGAUGAUGAGCACCUCCGUGACAUCUCUGAUGCGAGUCCUUCAGAGCGCCUUUUGGCUGGUUCAAGCCCAAAACGCAGCAUCAACAUCAAUUACCAGAAAGGCACCAACCAUUUAGAAGCAGCCCAAAAAAUGCUGGGCCAGAACUGUCUGUUCCCCAUUGAGGGGAUUCGUGGGGUAUCUCAUGAGAAUCACAUAGGACCUGAGUUGGCACGUAGACCAAAGCUUGACAGAGGGCGUCAAAACACUUUAGAUAAAAGCCUCUGAGUUACAAGUGAGGAAGACAUAAACAGGAA
Scatophagus argus is the source of this 2602-nucleotide messenger RNA. RefSeq names its product potassium voltage-gated channel, Shab-related subfamily, member 1 (gene kcnb1). Gene Ontology annotation, cellular component: membrane; voltage-gated potassium channel complex. The transcript is spliced from 2 exons. Gene Ontology annotation, molecular function: protein binding; delayed rectifier potassium channel activity. Gene Ontology annotation, biological process: protein homooligomerization; potassium ion transmembrane transport. The coding region runs from base 39 to 2573 and encodes 844 amino acids. Lineage: Eukaryota; Metazoa; Chordata; Actinopteri; Scatophagidae. The record is from RefSeq and is a predicted model, not a curated record.